CCCGAAACAGCACAACCGCGAGCCUGAGAACCCGCGCGGCGCGGGCACGGGGCCGCGCCGCAGAGCACGAGGGGCCCCCGAGGCGCUGGGGGUGCGGGGAGGCAGGCGGGGCGCCGAGGCCCGAGUGUCCGGCGAGGGGGCGGCGCCCUCCGCGUCCCUGUGACUGCGCUCCGCGCCCCCGUCUGCCGCGACUCCCGGGAUGCGCGGAGGCGGCGGCGAUGGCGAUGAUGCCUCUAGCCCUGCAUCCUCCCGGGCGGCGGCCGGAGCUACGGUCCGGGCUGCGAGAUGGAGGAGGAGGGGCGGCGCUGCGCCCACCUGGCAGGCUUUCCUGCCUUGGGCCUCUUUUGCCACAUAUCGCUCAUCUGUGAGUUGAGGCCCUGACUCCCUUCCCACAGAAGGAAGAGUCAUUUCUCUCUGAAGAUGAACUCCACGGACCACCUUCAGGAUGCUCCCAACACCACCUUGCUACAUGUGCCUCGCUCCCAGGGAGGAAACAGCACUGCUCUCCAGGAGGACCUCCAGGAUCUCAUCCACACAGCCACCCUGGUAACCUGUACUUUUCUACUCACGGUUGUCUUCUGCCUGGGCUCUUAUGGCAACUUCAUUGUCUUCUUGUCCUUCUUUGAUCCAGCCUUCAGGAAAUUCAGAACCAACUUUGAUUUCAUGAUCCUAAACCUGUCCUUCUGUGACCUCUUCAUUUGUGGAGUGACGGCCCCCAUGUUCAUCUUUGUGUUAUUCUUCAGCUUAGCCAGUAGCAUACCGGAUGCUUUCUGCUUCACCUUCCAUCUCACCAGUUCAGGCUUCAUCAUCAUGUCCCUCAAGACGGUGGCAGUGAUUGCACUGCACCGGCUGCGCAUGGUGUUGGGGAAGCAGCCCAAUCGCAUGGCCUCCUUUCCCUGUACCUUGCUCCUCACUCUGCUUCUCUGGGCCACCAGCUUCACCCUCGCCACCUUGGCCACCCUGAAAACCAGCAAGUCCCACCUCUGCCUUCCCAUGUCCAGUCUGAUUGCAGGAGAGGGGAAGGCCAUUCUAUCUCUCUAUGUGGUUGACUUCACCUUUUGUGUUGCCGUGGUCUCUGUCUCUUACAUCAUGAUUGCUCAGACCCUGCGGAAAAAUGCUCGAGUCAGAAAAUGCCCCCCCGUCGUCACAGUUGAUGCUUCCAGACCACAGCCUUUCAUGGGAGCCUCUGUGAAGGGAGGUGGAGAUCCCAUCCAGGGGACUAUGCCAGCUCUCUACAGGAACCAGAAUUACAACAAACUUCAGCACGUUCAGACCCAUGGAUACACCAAGUGUCCCAACCAGCUGCCAACCCCUGCAGCCAGCCGGCUCCAGCUGGUAUCAGCUGUCAACCUCUCCACAGCUAAGGAUUCCAGAGCGGUGGUCACCUGUGUGAUCAUUGUGCUGUCAGUCCUGGUGUGCUGUCUUCCACUGGGGAUUUCCUUGGUGCAGGUGGUUCUGUCCAGCAGUGGGAGCUUCAUCCUUUACCAGUUUGAACUGUUCGGAUUUACCCUUAUAUUUUUCAAGUCAGGAUUAAACCCUUUUAUAUAUUCUCGGAACAGUGCAGGGCUGAGAAGGAAAGUGCUCUGGUGCCUCCAAUACAUAGGCCUGGGUUUUUUCUGCUGCAGACAAAAGACUCGACUUCGAGCCAUGGGAAAAGGGAACCUCGAAGUCAAUAGAAACAAAUCCUCUCAUCAUGAAACAAACUCUGCUUACAUGUUGUCUCCAAAGCCCCAGAAGAAAUUUGUGGACCAGGCGUGUGGCCCAAGUCAUUCGAAGGAAAGCGUGGUCAGUCCCAAGAUCUCUGCGGGACAUCAACACUAUGGUCAGAGCAGCUCUACCCCUAUCAACACUCGGAUUGAACCAUACUACAGCAUCUACAACAGCAGCCCAUCCCAAGAAGAGAGCAUCCCAUGUAACUUGCAGCCAGUAAACUCUUUUGGAUUUGCCAAUUCAUAUGUUGCCAUGCAUUAUCACACCACUAAUGAUUUAAUGCAAGAAUAUGACAGCACUUCAGCCAAGCACAUUCCAGUCCCCUCUGUUUAGAGUCAUGGAGGGAGGCUGGAGAAAUGGUGUAAACUGUUUUUGUUUCUGAUACUAAUUGAUUUUUUUUCACUUUUGUGAGACCAGUGGUAGAUCAAAGCAAAGAUUUAGUGAAACAGUUGGCAUUUAUGAUUUUCUUUUGUCUGAAGUAUUAGCAUCUGUUGAUUUGCUCUGACAUUUUAAGAUUUGAUGUAAAAGUUUAUUCUUUAGAUUUUUACCCUGACUUGUGCUCCAAUCUUUUGUACUAAAUUUUUAAAUAGAUGCCAGGAAUGAUCAUGCUACUAUGUUAGAGAAUGAACUGAUUAUGAUCAUUUGAGUCAGUGUUGUGGGUCUUCAAAGUAUAUAUGAGCUGGAUUUUUUAAAGAAUGUUAAGAUAUGAUCUUUCCUGAGGUAUUAUUUGUAUUAAUUCAAUUAUAAAUUUUGAUUCUUUGAAGUGUUGAAAUGGGGAACAAUAUGCUUUUUUGGUAGUAGGCUUAUUUGA
Messenger RNA from Ceratotherium simum simum (southern white rhinoceros), 2521 nucleotides. It is a transcript of the gene GPR75, whose product is annotated as G protein-coupled receptor 75. Gene Ontology annotation, molecular function: C-C chemokine receptor activity. Gene Ontology annotation, biological process: G protein-coupled receptor signaling pathway. Gene Ontology annotation, cellular component: plasma membrane. The record is from RefSeq and is a predicted model, not a curated record. Lineage: Eukaryota; Metazoa; Chordata; Mammalia; Perissodactyla; Rhinocerotidae.